Messenger RNA from Fusarium graminearum PH-1, 2152 nucleotides. RefSeq lists its product as uncharacterized. The record is from RefSeq and is a predicted model, not a curated record. Lineage: Eukaryota; Fungi; Ascomycota; Sordariomycetes; Hypocreales; Nectriaceae. The transcript has 5 exons. The coding region runs from base 1478 to 1888 and encodes 136 amino acids.
UCGGUGGCUUUCGCGUCUUGGCGCUUUCUUCUCUCCUUUCCCUCGUAGCCACUUACUCGAUUGUAUCCUCUCUCUCUCUUCCUUGCUUUUUUGUCAUUGCUUUACUUUCCAUGCUUCGCUAGGGACGGACCGAACGGGGAAGCGGAUGAACGCAACGCAACGCAGCGCAGCGCACAAAGCCUACACAAGCAAAGCGAAGCGAAGUAGCCAUCAGAGCACUUUGUUCUUGCUCUUAUAGCUCGCCUUGUCCGCUCAACUUCUUCUUCUUCUUCUUCUCCUCCUCGCUUCGUCCUCCACAGAUCGUCCAUCCAUCCUCUUCGGAUAUCUACCUACUUAUCUACCUGUUCCCAUUUGUGUAUAUAUAAUUGUACUCGCUACCGUCGACCGUGAUCGCAGUCGCAAUCGCAAUCUGCAAUGAACUCGUCCUAUCACCCUCCCGACAUGUCGCAGCGAAUGCCUGGCCCAGGCUAUUCGUCCAGCGUGCCGCCACCUAUUCACGCAUACCAACAGCAGCAACAACACCAACACCCCCCGCCGUCUCUUCUACCUCCGCCGCCAACUCAGCAUCAUCAUUCUUCUCACGCUCCUCCUCCGCCACCACCGCCUUCUUCGUCUUCUCACUCACUGUCCUCGCAUCAACACCACGCUCCUCCUCCGCCCCAUCACCAUUCUCAACUUCCACCGUAUCCUCCAACUCAAUACCAACAGCCCCACCCGAACCAAUACCCUCGACCUCACCCACUUCCUCCUUCGCGGAACGAUGAACCUCCUCCACCGUCCUCGGAGCCAUCGCCCAGCGAUCAGCACGAAAAGCCCAAAUACGAACCGCCGUCUGUCUCCAAAAUUGAGGAAGGCACGGGCCUGAAGUAUAGGUCGGUCAUAUAUAACCUCUGAAAGUGUCAUCUUGCUCUUUUGACUAAACGAGCUCACUAGUCUCGAUGUGCAACAACAACCCAUACGUGCGCGCAUGUGCGGUUUUGGUGACAAGGAUCGCCGCCCGAUCACACCGCCGCCAUGUGUUCGUCUUGUAAUAAUAAACAGUGAGACAGGAAAGGAAGUUGACUACAACACCCUCGAUCAUGCCAUGUUCGUGCUGUCGGUCGAUCUGUGGGAUAAGGACGGUAUCAAAGAAGUGAACCUUGUCCGAUCCUCAACCGGGCCAGGCUCUGGGGCGUCCUCAAACAACUACUCUUAUUCAACUCUCGAGCCUAGCACGCCUUCUUAUCAGCAGCAAGCUCUUCCUCCAAGCCGCGAGUCUGGUUAUCCGCAGGGCCAGGGACUGGGGUACGCGCAGGAGUAUCCUCCGUCGGUGCAACAAGGCUAUGGGCAAGCACCGUCGUACCAGUCGAGCAGUUCCUACGGUCCGCCCCAGCAAUAUUUCCCGCGACACAGCGGCUACAAUACCGAUCCUCCCGCUUCAUCGGCCAAUCCUCUUUUCCGCAAUGGCUACGGCCAGGAUCAGAACGCGCUUACCCGAAUGGCGGUGGUGGGAACCCAGCCCCAGGGAAUGUUUACGAGGAACCUGAUCGGGAGCCUGGCUGCAAGUGCAUUCCGUCUCAACGACACCGACAAGAAAGCAGGUAUCUGGUUUGUUCUCCAAGACCUGAGCGUUCGCACUGAAGGCACUUUCAGAUUGAGGUUCUCGUUUGUUAAUGUUGGAGGAGCCGGCGGUGGUCUGCCAAUUCAUGUCAACCAAGGUCGUGCACCAAUCCUGGCCUCGUGCUACAGCCAGGACUUCAGCGUGUAUUCGGCCAAGAAGUUUCCUGGCGUGUGUGAAAGCACACCUUUGAGUAAAACGUUUGCGCUUCAAGGCAUCAAGAUCCCGAUUCGAAAAGAUACAAACAUUAAAGGUGAAGGCGACGAAGAGAUGAUGUACGAUCAGAACUGAAGAGACUGUUUGGUGGCUGGAAAUAUCCCUUGGCGCUGAUGACUGCGUCAAAAUUGAGCUGUCAGGUUCGAGUCGUUUAGAAGCAUUAUACCCGCAAGAGAUGGGAGAAGGCAUAUUUGGUGAGACCACAACGCCCAAAGAAAAGACCAAAACAUGGUCCUUCUUAGUUGUGUGUCCAGGAUGGACUGCCAAUGGAUAGAUACAGGAGACCUCUCCGAUCUACAAGGUCAAGGUUUGCGCAAUUGGGGAGACGUACCGGUGUCG